Messenger RNA from Nasonia vitripennis (jewel wasp), 495 nucleotides. RefSeq lists its product as uncharacterized. The record is from RefSeq and is a predicted model, not a curated record. NCBI's taxonomy places the organism in Eukaryota, Metazoa, Arthropoda, Insecta, Hymenoptera, Pteromalidae. The transcript has a single exon. The coding region runs from base 1 to 495 and encodes 164 amino acids. Gene Ontology annotation, molecular function: nucleic acid binding. Gene Ontology annotation, biological process: DNA integration.
AUGGUCGGCUCCCGCAAAAUCCAUACGACGCCGUACCACCCUCAGGCGAACGGACUAAUCGAGCGGUUUCACCGAACCCUGAAGGCCGUACUGAUGUGUGAAGCACACGUUCCCUGGCCUGACAGACUGCCUAUCGUCAUGCUGGGUCUCAGAUCCUGCCUUAAAGAAGACCUCCAGGCUUCUCCAGCAGAGAUGCUGUACGGAUCCUCCCUACGCAUCCCUGGGGAGUUUUUCGUCACCGACAGCGUUCCAGCGGACAUCGGCACCUUUUUGGGGAAGCUGAAGGAACUAUUCAGGUCCAUCAAGCCUGAGCCAGCCUCUCGGCACAUGACCUACAAGCCGUUCCGGCUCAAGAAUUUCGCCACCUGCUCGCAUGUAUACCAACGAGUCGAUGCGGUUAGGAAACCGCUGGUCCCGCCGUACGUGGGCCCCUUCAAGGUUGUUCGCAGAGUCAGCGAGAAGGUCUACGUUAUCCUGGUCAAUGGAGUGGAGUAG